Exophiala dermatitidis NIH/UT8656 is the source of this 1962-nucleotide messenger RNA. Its product is annotated as beta-lactamase. The record is from RefSeq and is a predicted model, not a curated record. NCBI's taxonomy places the organism in Eukaryota, Fungi, Ascomycota, Eurotiomycetes, Chaetothyriales, Herpotrichiellaceae. The transcript is spliced from 4 exons. Bases 549 to 1739 code for a protein of 396 amino acids.
GACGGUUGGUUUAAAACUCCAGCUACGGCUCGCCUACGUGCCGGGUAACUCAUUAUGCGGUACCACGUCAGAGAUGUAUAAGCAAGAGUGCGUGUUUCUUUUCCCGGUAAGAAUCCGACAAUGGUUUGUGGCUUCGAUGGGCUUGCAUUAUCCCCCGCCAGCCGUCGAUCGAACACACCACUCUAUCUCAAACACCAUGGAACAACACAGUCGCAAAUAACGUCAAUGUCAGAUCUCAUGUCAUAAGGGCUCCAGAUCAUUUCGCGGAUACUUCUCACUGCUGUCCUCCUCGUAUUGUCACACUAGCGGCAAUUUGGGGUUUGCGUUCGUCAGCCCCACCUACCAUUUACCCCACGAUGGAGGACAGUACCGAGAUACCACAGGUACCGAGCGACUUACCCCAGCACAUGCCGAACUUCGGCAUGGGAGUGCAAGAGUGGCAAGUCCUCAUAAACGAGGACACGGGGCUGCUUACUCGUCUGUCGACUGCUCCAGAUCAAGCGGCACUUGAAGUUCUUGGGUAAGCAAUUCCUCGUAUCGUAGCGAGGAUGGCGACCGCGUUCGAAGAAGCGAUUACGAAGGCUGUUGCGGAAGAGGUCGUUCCUGGGGCAGCCGUGAUUGCGGUCGACAAAAAUGGAGCCACCAAAUAUGCAAAGGCGUUCGGCAACACGAACGUAGGACCAACUGGUAAGCCAUGGCAGUUGGAUACUACAAUGUGGUUAGCCUCAUGCACCAAAAUUAGCACGGCUGUCGCGGUGAUGCAGUGUGUUGAAAAGGGACUGUUGUCCCUGGACAACCCCAUCAGCAACAUCCUGCCAGAAUGGAAGGAGGCCGAGAUCCUGACAGGAUUCGAUGAGAACGACAAACCAAUCUUGAAAAAGGCCACCAAGUCGCUCACCUUGCGACACCUUCUGACGCACUCCAGCGGAUUAGGGUACGUGAGGAUGAACCCAUUGUUGGAGAAAUAUGCAAAAGCACUGGGGAAGCCGCUCGACCACCCACAAACGACCAUCAGGGACGACUUUAAGCUUCCAUUGCUGUUCGAGCCCGGCGAAGGCUGGGAGUAUGGAUGUUCGAUCGACUGGGCUGGCAAGAUGGUCGAGGAGGUCAAUGGUGGCAUCCGACUCGGAGAGUACAUGGAGAAGAAUAUCUUCGAGCCGCUGGGCAUGACCUUGACCUCUUUCCGUCCCAGUGAGCACCCUGCUGUCAAGGAUCGCCUGGCUGGACGACCGUUUCGCACGCCAGAAGGAAAGGUCAUUCCUGAAGCUCCAAAUGUCGGCAUGUAUCCUGUCCAAGAGCCCCAGGAUGACUAUGGAGGUGCAGGCCUACACAGCUGCGCGCAGGAUUAUAUCAAGCUGAUUGCCUCUCUGCUGGCAAAUGAUGGGAAGCUGUUGAAAUCCGAGUCCGUUGACGAGCUCUUCCGUCCCCAGUUGAAGGAUACCAAGUAUAUCCAAGCCGUCAUGGAUAAUCCUGAAGCCGCGGCGUUCCUGGCCCCGAGCUUCGGUACCGGCGUCAAGUGGAACUAUGCAUUGGGCGGUGCGGUGGCGGUGGACGGAGUAGAAGGAAGGAUAGAUGCCGGCACGAUGCACUGGGCCGGCCUUCCGAACUCGUUCUGGUGGAUUGACCGCCAUAGAGGUAUCGGUGGGGUGUACGCCAACCACUUCUUCCCUCCGGCAGAUCCACCCACGCAGAAGUUGUUCGCACUGUUCCAGAGAGAUAUGUACACUCUGGCCGGCUAAUCUGUUAUUGGCCGGGAAGGAACGUCAGCCUUCAGCAAGAGUGAGCAAGUUGUACCUAGAUGGGAGAAAAGGGUAUUUGAGACAUUACAUAUACUGGCUAUUAUACCACCACAGGUUCUUCCCGUGUGGGCCCCCAAUCUGACCAACUGCGCACACCUCAGAAUCUCGAUUCCGUUUUUCCGACUACUUGUAGACGGUCACCCCGCCCGGUUGGACCGUGACU